Messenger RNA from Salarias fasciatus (jewelled blenny), 652 nucleotides. It is a transcript of the gene rbp1.1, whose product is annotated as retinol binding protein 1, cellular, tandem duplicate 1. NCBI's taxonomy places the organism in Eukaryota, Metazoa, Chordata, Actinopteri, Blenniiformes, Blenniidae. The record is from RefSeq and is a predicted model, not a curated record. The coding region runs from base 65 to 469 and encodes 134 amino acids. The transcript is spliced from 4 exons. Gene Ontology annotation, molecular function: lipid binding.
GCAGCCAUCCACUGCACGCCUCUCCAUUCAGCGGACCUAAAGGAAACCUGCACCAACAGACACCAUGCCUGCCGAUCUGAACGGAUACUGGAAGAUGAUUUCCAACGACAACUUUGAAGAGUACCUCAAGGCUCUGGAUGUGAACGUUGCCAUCAGGAAAAUCGCCACCUUGCUGAAGCCCGACAAGGACAUCGUCCACGACGGGGACCACAUAAUCAUCAAGACCCUCAGUACCUUCAAAAACUACAACAUGGACUUUUACGUGGGCAAAGAGUUUGAGGAGGAUCUGUCUGGAGUGGAUGACAGGAAAUGCAUGACCACCAUCACCUGGGAUGGAGACAAGCUGGUGUGUGUGCAGAAGGGGGAGAUUGAAGGAAGAGGCUGGACCCACUGGGUGGAUGGAGAUGAGCUUCAUCUGGAGCUGAGAGCUGCUGGAGUUGUCUCCAAGCAGGUCUUCAAGAAGAGCUAAACGGGCUCUCAUUAAACCGCACAAAGCCCCCGGCACACACUGGCUGACACAUCCGACGCGACCCAAGCCUCUGGCGUACCAUCCCACUUCCCCUGUGGUCCCUUUAGAUCUCCAUAUGGCCCCGUUCCUGCUCAGAUUAUUAUUUCUCAUUAAACAACCCGUUUAUGUCCACCAGGAUUGGUG